Molecule: messenger RNA, 348 nt
Organism: Saccharomyces cerevisiae S288C
Lineage: Eukaryota; Fungi; Ascomycota; Saccharomycetes; Saccharomycetales; Saccharomycetaceae
Gene: PXP3
Product: Pxp3p
Exons: 1
Coding region: 1-348 (115 amino acids)
Cellular component (GO): nucleus; peroxisomal matrix
Source: RefSeq, marked reviewed
AUGAAGAUGUUAUUGUUUUUAAACGAGGCAUGCAUCUUUAUAGAUUCCGUAUGCGAAGGUAUUGUUUUCUGGGGCCUUUGUCUAUUCGUAUGCGCAGAAUGUGGGAAUGCCUAUUAUAGGGGUGCCAGAGUGCCUUAUAAAACCCUUUUCCGUGCCUUUGAAGUUUCCGUUUUCGGUCAAAAAGAAUAUCCGAAUUUUAGAUUUGGACCCUCGUACAGAUUCUUAUGUUUAAGCCCAUAUUCAAUUUGCUGUAAACAGCCUCCAAUGGAAGAGGUAAUACUAUAUUAUCCCUCUCCUGAUAGUUUAAUUAAAAAUAGAAAACGUGUAUUGGGAGUCGCUUAUUUGUAG